AGGACAGUAUUGCUUUAAAGGGCUCCCAAGGUCACACCGUAAAACUCAGCUUUGCAGUUCUUACCCCUGGAGAUUGUGUUGAUCUUAAAUCGCAACAGUGGACUUCUGGGUCUUGAGCAGUAUAACGAUACCCAGGAACAUGACACUGCUAUGAUGAAAUGAGGUAGAUAUGACUGAUGUGGAGGCGACGUAUGAAGACUUCAUAGCCUCUGGGAGGACGGGCAGAAGGAAUGCAGUGCAUGACAUUCUAGGAGACUCUGGUGAACUGGACGCUAGUGGACUCACACAGACUCUGUCAGACCUCUGCAUCAACAAAGCAGAUGAAGGGAAUGAUGGUGAGAAAAACCCAGGCCCCUCAGAACCUGAUUCCAAACCUGAGAAGAGCAAAGAAGAAGACGCAUAACGGGCCCCUGUGAGAGGAAGAGGAGGAGGUGGACCCAGCUCCCUCUAGUGGUUGAUCUCAGGACUGGGGCAUGGAAGAGGCAGAGCCUGUACAGCUUGGGCAGUGCCCUCUGCUGCACGCCUCUGGAAUUGCCAGCGGCUCGGCCUCGAAGGCACGGCGGUUGCUGGCUGCUGUCAGACGCUGGGCCCACGGUUUCAGUAACGGAUGAAGCACCUGGCUUUGGCGUCGUAGCCGUGUCCCCAACGGCCAUCGCCUCGGAACCAUCACUGAUGUAGGAACCACCUCCUCCUAGAUGAUCCCUGUAGCUGUUCAGCUGCUUGUCUGAAGCAAGAACCUGCGCCACCUCCAGCCCCUGAUGCUGAUGUGGGGAGGUGUCGAAUCACUAUGGCUGCUGUGCUUCUGAUGGAGGCGGACGUUGACUUUCCAAAAAAAACGGAGACACUGGUCAUCCAUUUGGACACUUAAGUGUCUGGCCAGUAGGGCAUAACUUCAGAUCCACAGAGCAACUGCCAAAGUAGCUGUGCUUAAAUACGUAUCCUUGAGUGUUUUUAAAAAAAUAUUUUUUUUCAUGUAUUAAAAAAGGUGGUGGUGUUAUGCUAGAAUUUGUUUGCUGGUUGUUUUUUUGUUUUGUUUUUUUUUUCCCCCCUUUAGUAAUCGCAGCAGUUGUUCCCCCUUUUCUUUUCAUUGGUGUGAAUAUUGAAUACAUGCAAAAAGGGGUUCUCUGUAAAACACAGAUGCUGCACUAUGACUGUUGGACAAGUCGGAUGUCAUCAGAAAUCAAAAACAAAAAAGUGAUCUUUGUAGAUCAUGCAUGGCACAAUAAUAUAUUCAUCGUAUACCAAGUGGAUAUGUGUGUGAAAGUAUCCACAUCAUGCAGCUUUGUAAAAGUGGACUUAAAGUUUCCAGUAUGUUGCAAUUUAUUGAUUGUGUAAUGUUUUUUUAAAUAGUAAAGAAAAAGGAGAAAAAAAUUAAUUAAAAAAAUUCUCUUGAACAACACUGCCUAGUUUAUCUUCCUAAACUUGUGUACAACCUGGCAGGUCACUUAAAGAGAUCUGUUUACCCUACAAAUUCACUUCUUAUUUGUCUUCCAUGUUUGAUUUUGAUGUUCAAUUGUUUUGUUUCACAGAUUUGCUAAUAAAAAUAAUGAAUGAUA
This is a messenger RNA of Electrophorus electricus (electric eel), 1556 nucleotides long. It is a transcript of the gene pkia, whose product is annotated as cAMP-dependent protein kinase inhibitor alpha. Lineage: Eukaryota; Metazoa; Chordata; Actinopteri; Gymnotiformes; Gymnotidae. The record is from RefSeq and is a predicted model, not a curated record. Gene Ontology annotation, molecular function: cAMP-dependent protein kinase inhibitor activity. Gene Ontology annotation, biological process: negative regulation of protein kinase activity.